Messenger RNA from Stylophora pistillata, 2315 nucleotides. RefSeq names its product 5-hydroxytryptamine receptor 7. Gene Ontology annotation, cellular component: plasma membrane. Gene Ontology annotation, biological process: G protein-coupled receptor signaling pathway. The record is from RefSeq and is a predicted model, not a curated record. Lineage: Eukaryota; Metazoa; Cnidaria; Anthozoa; Scleractinia; Pocilloporidae. Gene Ontology annotation, molecular function: G protein-coupled receptor activity.
UUUUCGACUCUGGGUGAGUUCUUAACAAGGGAUUCGAAACAAAAUUUCAUUAGCACUUUCGAAAACUGAUUUGCAAUUAUAUAUGUUUGCGUCGAGCUGUUUCGAUUUCACGCUUCGGCCAAGGUGACGACCAAACGAAGGGACUUAUAUGGGCUUAUUUGUUGUAGCUAUUUAAACAUGUUUUAGGGAAUACAUAACUCAUCGACACCUACGCAGCACUUUGAGAACAAGAUUAGGCAGAUGAUCCUCAGUAAAGACUUUCCAUUGACUUACAGAUAAAACCAUGGAUGACCCGCGACAACUUCAGAAUCACGUAAGUGAUAAAAACUCCAGCAAGACAAUCGUGAAGGAUGAAUUUGCGCUACAAUCACAUUGGGGUCCAAUGCCUAUCGCCAUUGCAAGUUUCCUCGUUGUUCUCAUAUGCCUUGCCACAGUUGGUAACCUUGUGGUAUGUCGGCUGGUUUGGGUUUGUCGGCGUAUGCAGAUCCCGUCAUUGUAUUUUGUGGCGAGCAUGUCGUUUUCUGAUUUCCUCACGGGUUUGCUGGUUUUGCCGAUCAGUUUGAGCUACCACAUUACCUAUCAGAGUACUGGUCGAUGGACUUUUGGCCAUUUUACUUGCGACCUAUAUCUAUUCCUGAACUUUAUUCUGUGCACCGCCUCCAUAUACAACUUGUGCGUGGUCAGCGGAGACAGAUACUUGGCUGUGACAUCACCGCUAACUUAUCUGUCACGUAUGAAUGAGUGCAGAGUCAAGCAAAUCAUCGGAGUAUCCUGGUUAUGCGCCCUACUAUUGGCCGGAUUCGUCACAUACGGCACACAUGCUUCCAAGGAAAACGGCGUCAACUGUUCGAUUUGGGGUUUGCAAUAUGAAUACUCUGUUUUUGUACUGGUAAUAGCUUAUAUAAUACCGGUAUUUUUUCUCGUGUUUGUGAAUGGGAAAGUGUUCCUAAUUGCGCAUGCUCAGAUGACCAGAAUCCACGUGCAACAGACAUCGCUGGCUCCUGUUUCGACGUUUAUAGUGAACUUGCCGAGUCAAGAGGAGGCACCUAAGAAAAGUAGUCAAAGAACACGACUGAAACGGGAGAUCAAAAUAUUCAAAACAUUUCUUAUUGUCACCUGUACUUUUCUGAUUUCCUGGACACCAUUUAUCGUGAUUCUUAUGAUAGAUUCAAUCUCAGCUGUUCCUGGUCUUAUCAGACACUCCUCGAUAAUCCUUUUAUACUGCAACAGCGCUCUGAAUCCAUUCAUAUACGGUUUUUUUAACGCCGAGAUUAGGAAGUCACUGUCGGAGAUCAGUAGUUGUAAAUGUACUUUAUCUUUUAAGAGAUAGUAACGCUUAGUAACAGAGCGGAGUCGCCUUUAGCUGGAGGCUUAAAAAGACUGUUUUUGAGCGCAUUUUUUCAGCGCAAAAAAAAAAAAAGGAUUGGUAGUAUUUUUUCACAGUAUUGCCUCAAUCCCGAGCGCAGGUACCUACAGUGACAAAAGUCGCCUGCAGGGCAGGCGUAAUUUUUGCGACCUAGUGAUCAGUAUUUUCUAAGCGCAAAUUAUGUACGUUAUAUUUCAUUUUAAUGGAGGUGGAAGGCUGGGGAGAGGAAGAAAUUUUUUACUAAGGGGAUGAGUGACAGUGAAAAAUAAGGAAGGGGGUGAAUGUUUCGCUCCUUCCCGCUCUCUCCCCCUACCGUCGACUCUAACUCCAACCGGAAAGUGGCCGGUAAAAUAAACGAUCGCGCGCUCCUUAACGUUAGCGCACCCUAAUAAGACGCCUUCACUGCAGGCCAUGACAAAUGGCAAUGAAAUCGCAGGAGUCUCUUGAGUCUAACCAGUAAAACAGGUUUUGAUGGGGUCAGCAGUGAAACAGGUUUUGAUAGGGUCAGCAGUUAAACAACACCAACACUUGCAGUUCAUCAGUGUUCUAUUUUCUAUAUAGUUCUGAUAGAUGGUAACUCACUUUGACUAUACCAGCAGAUCUGUAGGUCAAUAAUAGACACCACAUCAGAAAUAAGUCUUUUCCAAAGACAUUUAUCGUUGUACAUAAAUCAAAACUUGUUUGGAGCCUACUUACUGUUACACGGAAAGACGGGCGUUAACGCUGUUGUUUAAGUUUACACAUCUUCAGUAGCACAACACCACUAACAACAGAUCUUCGAGAAAAAGCUUUUGUAAUUUCCAUAACCGUGGUCAAUAUCCCUGACAGAUCCCAGAAAGAAGGGCGUAAUGAUGUUCAGGACUACUGACAAGUAUAAACAAGUACCUCACCAAAAUGAUGCGAAAAUGUAUUCAGAUACUUAUAGAGUUAUCAAAAUAAAAGCAGCAAG